GUCCCCGGCUCCCCGCCGGCGGCGCUAGUUGGGCGGUACUGUGCGCCGCAGGUUUUUUCUGUGCUCUUGACAGGCUGGUUGACUCCUGCCCGGUGGCGCCCAGUGGGGCGUUCUGGAGAAAGCCGAGCCGCGGGCAUGGCGCCGUUGCGUCCCGGGACCCUCGCGUGACGCCUCCGUCGCCCGGGGGGAUGUGGACUCUUUCGGGCCGGGGCUGGUGGCGCGGCCGCGCGCUCGCGGCGUGGGCCCCUGGGGCCGCUCAUCGGGGCCUUCUUGGGCCUCCCCGACCGACGACCCGCCAGGCUGCACCCGGGUCCAGGGCUCCGAACAGGCUCUCCAGCUCAGCAGAGCGCCAGGAAAAAAUUGACAUGUCUAGAUUCCCUGUUGAAAAUAUUAGAAAUUUCAGUAUCAUUGCACAUGUGGAUCAUGGCAAAAGUACUUUAGCUGACAGGCUCCUGGAACUAACAGGGACAAUUGAUAAAACAAAGAAUAAUAAGCAAGUUCUUGAUAAAUUGCAAGUGGAACGAGAAAGAGGAAUCACUGUUAAAGCACAGACAGCGUCUCUCUUCUAUAAUCAUGAAGGAAAGCAGUACCUUUUAAAUCUCAUUGAUACACCGGGCCAUGUUGAUUUCAGUUAUGAAGUAUCCAGGUCACUCUCUGCUUGCCAGGGUGUUUUACUUGUGGUUGAUGCAAAUGAGGGUAUUCAAGCCCAAACUGUAGCAAACUUCUUUCUUGCCUUUGAAGCACAGCUGUCAGUAAUUCCAGUUAUAAACAAGAUAGAUCUGAAGAAUGCUGAUCCUGAAAGGGUUGGAAAACAAAUUGAAAAGGUGUUUGAUAUUCCAAGUGAUGAAUGUAUUAAGAUUUCUGCUAAACUUGGAACAAAUGUUGAAAGUGUUCUUCAGGCGGUCAUCGAAAGAAUACCCCCUCCUAAAGUGCAUCGAAAAAAUCCCUUGAGAGCUUUGGUAUUUGACUCCACCUUUGACCAGUAUAGGGGUGUGAUAGCCAAUGUAGCGCUGUUUGAUGGAGUGGUUUCCAAAGGAGAUAAAGUUGUAUCUGCACAUACUCAAAAGACAUAUGAUGUUAAUGAAGUGGGAAUCCUGAAUCCUAAUGAGCAGCAAACUCAUAAACUAUAUGCAGGACAGGUGGGCUAUCUGAUUGCUGGGAUGAAAGAUGUCACUGAAGCACAAAUAGGAGACACAUUAUAUUUACAUAAACAACCAGUGGAGCCCUUGCCUGGGUUUAAAUCAGCGAAACCAAUGGUAUUUGCAGGAAUGUACCCUGUAGAUCAAUCUGAAUAUAAUAAUCUGAAGAGUGCUGUAGACAAACUGACUUUAAAUGAUUCCAGUGUGACAGUUCAUCGGGAUAGUAGCCUUGCCCUAGGUGCUGGCUGGAGGUUGGGAUUUCUUGGACUUCUGCAUAUGGAAGUUUUCAACCAGCGACUAGAGCAGGAAUAUAAUGCUUCUGUUAUCUUGACAACCCCUACUGUUCCAUAUAAAGCUGUUCUUUCAUCAGCAAAAUUGAUAAAGGAAUAUAGAGAAAAGGAAAUUACAAUCAUCAAUCCUGCACAAUUCCCUGAUAAGUCAAAAGUAACAGAAUAUUUGGAGCCAGUUGUUUUGGGCACCAUUAUCACACCAGAUGAAUAUACUGGAAAAAUAAUGAUGCUUUGCCAGGCUCGAAGGGCAGUUGAGAAGGAUAUGAUGUUUAUUGAUCAAAAUAGAGUUAUGCUUAAAUAUCUCUUCCCUUUGAAUGAAAUUGUGGUGGAUUUUUAUGAUUCACUGAAAUCCUUGUCUUCUGGAUAUGCUAGUUUUGAUUACGAAGAUGCUGGCUACCAGACUGCAGACCUUGUAAAAAUGGAUAUUCUACUGAACGGAAAUCUUGUAGAGGAGCUAGUAACUGUCGUACACAAAGAUAAAGCACACUCUGUUGGCAAAGCCAUAUGUGAACGUCUGAAGGAUUCUCUUCCUAGGCAGCUAUUUGAGAUAGCAGUUCAAGCUGCUGUCGGAAGUAAAAUCAUUGCAAGAGAAACUGUGAAAGCUUAUAGGAAAAAUGUUUUGGCAAAAUGUUAUGGCGGUGAUAUUACCCGAAAGAUGAAACUUUUGAGGAGACAAGCAGAAGGAAAGAAAAAACUCAGAAAAGUUGGCAACGUUGAAGUUCCAAAAGAUGCUUUUAUAAAAGUUCUGAAAAAACAAUCUGAUAAAUAAUUGGUGGGCAAAUAUAAGGAAUUUUCAUAAAUUAAAAACUGUGUAUCCUUUUUCUUAGUAGUUUGUUUUUUAGUAUAAUAUAUAAUUUAUAAUAUUAUUUAUAACAUGAAUGAAAAUUAUAAAAUUUGCUUGUUACUUUCAGGGUUUUCAGGUUUACAUAACCUAUUGGCUUUUCUUUGAAAGGAAGUAGUGGAUGGAUGAGAGCUUGGUUCUGAGGCCCUAUUUCCUGUUUCAAAUUUCUGUUCCACUACUUACUAGCAAGGUGAGCUUGGCCAAAUUACUUACACUCUCUAUUUACUAUUUAGUAAAAUCAGGAUUAUACUAUUACUUAUCUCCACAGGUUGUUGUGAAAUUAAAUGAGAUAUGUUUAAAAUAUUCAGAAGAGUGCAUGACACAUAAUAAGUGCUCACUGAAUUUUAACUAUUUUGUUUUCAUGCAUAUUUUUCUUACCAACACAGGCCCCAUACUUAAGAUUCUGCCUAGUUCAAGCCCAAAAUAAAGUAUUUUCAAAAUCA
This is a messenger RNA of Equus quagga, 2713 nucleotides long. RefSeq names its product translation factor GUF1, mitochondrial. Gene Ontology annotation, cellular component: mitochondrion. Bases 189 to 2198 code for a protein of 669 amino acids. The record is from RefSeq and is a predicted model, not a curated record. Gene Ontology annotation, molecular function: mitochondrial ribosome binding; GTPase activity; GTP binding. Gene Ontology annotation, biological process: positive regulation of translation. NCBI's taxonomy places the organism in Eukaryota, Metazoa, Chordata, Mammalia, Perissodactyla, Equidae. The transcript has 17 exons.